AUGGACGGCGACCCGGCCGUCGAGCCACAGCUUGAUGCUCUCAGCCUGACGCUGCCGCUGCCGUAUCGAGUGGCCCUGCUGACUGUACUGGGUAUCUGGGGCUGGGGCGCCAACCUACACUAUCUCUAUGGGAUCAAGAUUGACGUGCCAGGCCUGAUUCGGUAUCCGAGCCGGGCGUCGUCAGCACAAGCGCCUCACUAUCGCACAGCCUACCGGUUGGCGGCCACGGCAGCCACGGGCGUGGGAUUGUCACUGGUGUUCUUCUGGCUGCUGACCCGACGCGAUCCAAGUCGUGUGCUGGCCUACGACUGGCUGCCCAUGACGACGCUGGGCGGGCUGGCGCUGCUGCUGCUGGUGCCACUACCGCGCCGACUUCAACAACUGCUGCGCCCUUCGGCGGCGUCGACGGCAGGCGGCAGUGGUGGUGGCGGUGGCGGCAAUGUGGUGCCGCUCUGGGCGUCGUUGCCGCAGGACGGCCGGCGACGUUUUGCAGCCAUGGUGCGACGCGUGGCGCUGGGCGGGCUGGCCGAGCCGCAGCACGGCAAGUUUGGCGACGUGCUGCUAGCCGAUGUGGUGACGAGCUACGCCAAGGUGCUGGGCGACGUGUUUGUGUGCGUGUGCAUGUUUUUCUUCCCGUCGUCACCUGGCCGCGAGGCCUCGGCCACCGACCGGCCCGACCGAGACUGCGGCGGCGCCGUCAUUGUGCCGCUCAUCAUGGCGGCGCCGUCGGCAGCGCGACUGCGCCAGUGUCUGAUCGAGUACGUGCGGGCACGGCGGGCGCGCGAGCCGGGCGGUCAGCACCUGGCCAACGCGCUCAAGUACUUCAGCGCGUUCCCGGUGAUCGUGCUGUCGGCGCUGCAGCGGCCGGAUGGUUCGCCCGGAGACGCCAGCGCGGCAUCGCUGCGGCAGGCGUGGAUCAUUGCCGUGCUCAUCAACUCGCUCUACAGCUUCUACUGGGACGUGACCAGAGAUUGGGACCUCACGCUGCUCACGGAGGCCCGCGACAGCGUCGGACAGCCAUGGGGCCUACGGCGCCGGCUCUACAUCCGGCCGGCACCGCAGAUCUACUAUGCCGUCAUCGCCAUGGACCUCAUGCUGCGCUGCACGUGGUCGCUCAAGCUGAGUCCGCACCUGGGACGCGUGGGCGCGCAUGGCGACUUUGAGAGCUCGCUCUUCCUCAUGGAGCUCCUCGAGGUCUUCCGGCGCUGGGUGUGGAUCUUCUUCCGUGUCGAGACGGAGUGGAUCCGCACGACCGGCAACGCCGCGUUGGGCGCGGACGACCUGCUGCUGGGCGACUACCAGGGCAAGUACGACGACGAGGACGACUAG
Molecule: messenger RNA, 1329 nt
Organism: Grosmannia clavigera kw1407
Lineage: Eukaryota; Fungi; Ascomycota; Sordariomycetes; Ophiostomatales; Ophiostomataceae
Product: protein-er retention protein
Exons: 2
Coding region: 1-1329 (442 amino acids)
Cellular component (GO): cytoplasm; membrane
Source: RefSeq, a predicted model, not a curated record